This is a messenger RNA of Zymoseptoria tritici IPO323, 457 nucleotides long. RefSeq lists its product as uncharacterized. Lineage: Eukaryota; Fungi; Ascomycota; Dothideomycetes; Mycosphaerellales; Mycosphaerellaceae. The transcript has a single exon. The record is from RefSeq and is a predicted model, not a curated record. Bases 50 to 373 code for a protein of 107 amino acids.
UGUGGGUACGCUUGCACGGGGGUGGUGGUACUGUUUCUUGGUGUUGAAGAUGUACCUCUUGCCCAGCGACAAAAAUGAUCCCGCAGAUGAUGCAGCAGCAGGCGACUCCACUCAGUUCGGCGUCGACGUUUUCCAGCUUCCAACGGACAUUGUUCGACAGCAAAGAUCAGCAACGUCUCGGUUCGAAGAACUUCGGCAGUCCAUGGCGAACUUGAAAACAGCAAGCGAACGUCUGACGGAAGAGACUGCCUGGUUGGAUGGACGUGUACGAGCCGUUGUUACCUGCACGAAUAUAUUGGGAGCUGGCAUAGAUCACCUCAUGAAGGAAGUUGAUUGGAUUGUGGAUGAAAGGAGUGUACGGCGCAUUUCCUAGCGUUCAGAGAAGUUCGAAAUGAGAACACAGUCGUUGUAAUUGUCAGACAGCACAUUCACGCCAUGAAGAUCCUGCAUGCAACCG